Messenger RNA from Alnus glutinosa, 3816 nucleotides. RefSeq names its product potassium channel KAT3-like. Gene Ontology annotation, biological process: transmembrane transport; potassium ion transport. Gene Ontology annotation, cellular component: membrane. The coding region runs from base 1502 to 3724 and encodes 740 amino acids. The transcript is spliced from 11 exons. Lineage: Eukaryota; Viridiplantae; Streptophyta; Magnoliopsida; Fagales; Betulaceae. The record is from RefSeq and is a predicted model, not a curated record. Gene Ontology annotation, molecular function: voltage-gated potassium channel activity.
CUGUCUAUGAAUUUCGGCUAGUGGGCAUAUAUAAAUCUGCCAGUACGUACUCCAUUAUCGAUGGGAAAAGAUUCUUCAAGGAUUCGAUCCAUGGGACUUCUAUAUCUGGGAUGCUGCCCUUCUUGUCAAGUGUGAAAUCGAAGAGAACUUUUUGAGGUGAUUUCUUUCAUCACAACUUUGCUCCUCCAGUUUCUCUGUUUUCAGCGCUGUAUUCCUUCCUCUUCAUCACAUUUCGUGAUUCAAUUCAGUCUCUCAGAUUCUUCGCUAAGGUAUACUGUAAUCAUUCAAAAUCAUUAGUAACAUCAAUCUGGUAAGAAGAUAAGACGGUGAUCUCGACCCUUCAAUUAGGCACUGUUUAUCUAAAACACUUUGGAAUUUGGAAUCAUUAAGCAAGAGAUAAUCAUCAAAAAUAAAAAAAUAAAAAAUCGGAUCUGGGCCACACAAAUAACUAGUCGUUGAAAAUCAGUAACCCUUAACAGGUCGGCCGAGAUACCAAACGGGUCAGACACACACAACACACGGAUAGAGAGAGAGAGAGAGAGAGAGAUGGUAGAUAUAUCACACGUAUGGUUCUGAUUGCAUGGCAUAAAAGAACCACCUUGGGUACUUACUAGGAAGUUGCAGGGAGAAUAGUUUUAUGUUCUGUUUGGUUGUUUUGACGUAAAACCUUUUUCAGAAAAGUCUUUUCUUAAUUUCCACUUUUUUAUUUUCGUAAACUAUUUAUUUUUCGAGUUUAAACUUUUCCUCCUCCUUUCGGUUCAUUCUCUGUGGCCGCCGGAGGCCGCUAGCCAUUUUUCACCCUCGGGUUAUGGUCGCUGAUUUUUCGUACGAGCCAAAUCCUAAAAUAUGUUUUCAAUUUUCAAUGAAAACAUUUGACAUUUGUUUGCCUUAACAUUGAGUUAUGUCGAUCGGAGAGAGGUUUAACAAGAAGUGUCUAAGUACUCCUCUAAGAAAGCCUCCCAUUGGUCCACGUAGCAUCCACAUGAGUCGAGCCCCUCCACGGUUCUACCACGCCUGUCUGGUCCAAAUCUGGACAUUGAAAUGAAAACACCAUAUAUUUUUCACUAAAAUCCAUCGCUUCAGAGCCUUGACGUCUAUAUAUCAUAGUUCACGCCUGCGUCCACAUGUUCAUAUGAUGGAGUUCCCACCACCACCAUUAACACAACCACAAUCGAUCACCAUUACCAUUUCCUUUGCCCCCACAUCUCUUCAACUGCAUUACAGAAAGUCUGCCGGCCACUUCCCUCGCUUCUCUUCUCACAUUUAACUUUCUUGUUCAGAGAGCAAGGAAAAUCCUGCUUCCACCUUUUCUACUACUUUCCUUUCCAAGUAUACUAAAAAUAUGUCACAAGCGUAGUAUGAGAAAAGCGACAAAAAAAGGAAAGUCACCGACCUCAGUGCUAUUUAUAACCGUUCCCGGAGGUUCACUUAGCCCCUGCGGAAGUACUGUGUUUUUAACAGUCUCUACUGUAGCCUUUUGAGGAAUUCAAAAAUCACAAACAUGUCGUUUUCUUGUGCGAAAAACUUCUUCAACCGGUUCUGUACCCAUGAAUUUCAUAUGGAGAGUGCUGUUCGUGGCAACUUCUUCUCUAGCCAUGAUCUCUUACCAUCCCUUGGAGCCAAAAGCAACCAGGAAAAUAAGCUUCGAAGACGCGUUAUUUCGCCUUUCAGUCCCCGCUAUAGGGCUUGGCAGAUGUUACUGGUUGUUCUGGUGAUUUACUCCGCCUGGAUUUGCCCUUUCGAGUUUGCAUUUCUGCCUUACAAGCGAGAUGCACUCUUUAUCGUCGACAACGUUGUCAAUGGCUUCUUUGCCAUUGACAUCGUUCUCACCUUCUUUGUUGCAUAUCUCGACAGCCAAUCCCAUCUUCUUAUCGACAACCCCAAGAAAAUUGCAGUCAGGUACAUAUCUACCUGGUUUAUUUUUGAUGUCUGUUCCACCGCACCAUUUCAGUCCAUCAGCCUCCUGUUCACAAAUCAUAGCGGUGAAGUUGGGUAUAAACUACUCAACAUGCUCAGACUCUGGCGUCUCAGACGAGUCAGCUCUCUGUUUGCAAGACUUGAGAAGGACAUUCGAUUCAAUUAUUUCUGGACGCGGUGCAUAAAGCUCAUUUCUGUAACCCUGUAUGCUGUGCACUUUGCUGGAUGCAUAAACUAUCAGAUUGCAGACAGAUACCCCGAUCCAAAAAGAACCUGGAUUGGAGCAGUAAACCCAAAUUUCAAAGAAGAUAGUCUUUGGGACAGAUAUGUAACUGCUCUUUACUGGUCUAUCACAACAUUGACAACUACCGGUUACGGGGACUUGCAUGCUGAAAACCCCAGAGAGAUGCUCUUCGAUAUCUUUUACAUGCUCUUCAACUUGGGAUUGACUUCUUACCUCAUUGGAAACAUGACGAACCUUGUUGUUCACUGGACAAGCCGCACCAGAAACUUCAGAGAUACAGUGAGAGCAGCUUCAGAAUUUGCAGCAAGAAAUCAUUUGCCCCGUCCCAUACAGGAUCAGAUGUUGUCACACAUAUGUCUCAAGUUCAAAACACAAGGAUUGAACCAACAAGAGACCAUAAACGGUCUGCCAAAAGCCAUCCGUUCAAGCAUCGCCCACCAUCUGUUCUUCACCAUUGUUCAAAAUGACUCUCUCUUCCAAGGGGUUUCUCAUGACGUCCUUUUCCAAUUGGUUUCGGAAAUGGAGGCCGAGUAUUUUCCACCCAAUGAAAAUGUAAUUCUGCAGAAUGAGGCUCCAACAGAUCUUUAUGUACUGGUCUCAGGCGUGGUGGUUUUCCUGCGCAAUAUUGAUGGGCGUGAAGAAGUUCUUCGAAAGGCAAAUGCAGUAGAAUCGUUCGGAGAGUUUGGAGUCUUGUAUUGUAAGCCGCAACCUUUUACGGUUCGGACGACUGAGAUUUCUCGAAUACUAAGGCUCAGCAGAACUUCACUGACGAACGCUAUACAAGCUAAUGCGGAGGAUAGGCAGAUUAUUGUGAACAAUUUUUUCCAGAAACUGAAAGGGCAAGAAAGCUCAGAAUUUGAGAACGCACAUAAAGAUCCAGGGCUUGGAGGAAGCUGUUCACCCGCAGGAUGUCCAUCAAUGCAGGAAGCAAGAAGGGACUUAUUUUUCCCGGGACCAGAGGCUACAGAAGAGGAUUUAAAUCCGAUGGCUGACGACGACCAAGCAGCUUUUCAUGCGGGUGUUCGCAAAGGGCAUCUUGAGACGGUUAAUAAUGGUGGAUGGACGCCACAAGCUCUAGCUCAACAGCAAGAGAACAAGAACUUGUAUGACACCUCACUGAGUUACGAAAAUGGAAGGAAACCAGAUGAACACAGAAUAGAUUUAAUCGAGCCAGAAUCGGCCGACACCAGCAUGUAUAGUCAAAGCAUACGCAGAAGAAACGGCCCCCGAUCUGUUAACUCCCACUUAAAAAAGGAACCCACAAACUCCUAUCAAAGCAGAUUUAGCUGUCCCACUGAUGCAGAAGUGAUUAAAAUGAUCAAGAAGAGAGUCACCAUCCACAUGAAGCUUCAACACAGUAGUACAUCACAGAGGCAGCUUGGAAGGCUCAUAAUCUUACCGGAUUCAAUAGAGGAGCUGCUCAAAAUAGCCGGUGAGAAGUUCGGAGGCCACAAACCUACAAAAGUCAUUAGUGCGGAGAAUGCAGAAAUAGAUGACAUCAACGUCAUUCGAGAUGGCGAUCAUCUGUUUCUCCUUCAUAAUGAGUGUGAAAAUAUGAACUAAUUAUUAUUCAAAGGCAAUGAUGUAAACAUGCUGACAACUUGUAACUUUUAGGCAAUGAAUAAUAAGUUAGUAACAAAAAUGUGAUUGCAAAA